CAAUACGUCCAAACCAAGCAUAGCAUGAGCCUGAGCCUUUCCCAGUCGUUCUUUUUGGUACAACCUCUGCACCCGGCAAAACCCCCAAACUCACCCCACAUCCGACAACGGUGCCAUCGCCUCCAACACUGCGAAUUCAAUCCACUUGAGAAGCAGUCCAACCGCAGUCCAACCGCAGUCCUUGAGCGAGGUGUUCUGUCCUUGCCUGUUUGGCACGAGAUCAGCCCGCCAGACCAAGACGAGACACACACCGAGAGACACACACACACCGACCAAGACACACACACACACACAAAUGUACAGCUUGAAUGCGCCGCGGCGGCUCUUCCUGGUCGCGGUGGCGCUGCUGUCGAGCUUUGUGACGUACCAGAUCUGCUACGUGGUGCUGUGCACGGAGGCGUCGUACCGCGCGACGGUGCCACUCAAGUCUGCGGCGAACGCGGCAGCCAUCCAGCAAGCGGUGGCUGGGCUGUACGACCCUCGCGAUCCGUUCGUGAGCGAGCCGGGGUCGGCCGACUGCUGCGAGUGCCAGUUCAGCGAGGCUGAGAGCUGGCGAACAGUCCACCUCGAGUGGAACGAGGCCACGCCGGCCGUCGCGCCGCUGCGGCCAAAGGGCCUGCCAAUCAUCUACAUUAUCACGCCGACCAAGCAGCGCGCGGGCCAGAAGGCCGAUCUCACCCGGUUUGCAAACACGCUGCGCCAAGUCCCCGCGCUGCACUGGAUUGUCGUCGAGGACGCAGAGACCACCUCGCCGCUCGUCGCGGGCGUCCUGGCGCGGUCGGGCAUGGCUGGAUCGUACACCCAUCUUGCCAUCUCGACACUGCCCGCGGCGUGGUGGCUGCCCCGGUGGAAGAACCAUCGCGGCGUCGAGCAGCGCAACUUUGGUAUCGAGUAUCUCCGUGGCAUGCUCAACAACAUGGUCAAGACGCCGCACAGGCCGCAUGUGAUUGUUAUGGGACAAACCAGCAGCGAUCGAGGCGCGAGUAACAACAACAACAACAACAUUGAGGAGCGCAGCACCCCGAACACGACCACCGGGUCUGACAACAACAACAACGACAACAACAACAUGAACAGCAACAGCUACAGCAACAGCAACAACUUGGUGCCCAUCCCCCGCAUCCAGGGUAUCGUCGAUACUCGGAGCAUGACGUACAAGCAAAAGCGCGCCAUCCAAGUACAGCUACAGCUGCAGGCACUGCAGUACGCAGGGUCUGCUGCGCACGCUGUGAACGGCCUCAUCUACUUUGCAGACGACGACAACUCGUACGAUCUGCGGGUCUUUGAGCGGAUGCGCUUUGCGCGCCACCUGCCUGUGUGGCCCGUCGGUAUUGUCGGCGGGCUGUGGUACGAGGGCCCGUUGGUGGACCCGGACUCUGGCAGCGUCAAGUGGCACGCAGAGUGGCGGCCAGAGCGCGAAUUUCCCAUCGACAUGGCUGGUUUUGCCAUCCACCUUCGACAUGUUCUGUCAACCACAGGCGACAUUGUCUCUCGAGCGUCAUCGGGAGGCUACCUCGAGACGGAUGUCCUGAGCAACUUUGCCCAGUCCCGGAAGGAUGUCGAGGCUGUAGCUGAUUCCAGUCGUGGCAUUUAUGUCUGGCACACACGCACAGUUGAUCCGGUCCUUGACAACGACCCUGCAAUCGCAUUCGAUCCUACCAUCGAAGUGUGAGCCUGCCUCGUUUUGAUUUACGUGUUACAUUUUCUGUUUGUUAACAACGGUGUCCUUUUUCCCUCUUCUUCUCUUCUUCUACUUCUCCCCAGCUUUCCUUGCUCGUUUGUGAACUACUUUGGGGCACCAUUUUCUGUAUGUCGCUGUACUCGUAUGCUGCUUCUUUGUAGUUCAAGACCAUUGAUUGAAUCCAGACUGCAGUCAAAUAGAACCAAAGUAUAGCAUUGAAGGACAAAAAAAUCAAUCGAAAGACAUG
Capsaspora owczarzaki ATCC 30864 is the source of this 1928-nucleotide messenger RNA. Its product is annotated as galactosylgalactosylxylosylprotein 3-beta-glucuronosyltransferase 1. Gene Ontology annotation, cellular component: Golgi membrane. Bases 296 to 1672 code for a protein of 458 amino acids. Gene Ontology annotation, biological process: carbohydrate metabolic process; chondroitin sulfate proteoglycan biosynthetic process. The record is from RefSeq and is a predicted model, not a curated record. NCBI's taxonomy places the organism in Eukaryota, Filasterea, Ministeriida, Capsasporidae. Gene Ontology annotation, molecular function: galactosylgalactosylxylosylprotein 3-beta-glucuronosyltransferase activity. The transcript has a single exon.